Messenger RNA from Penicillium cinerascens, 1590 nucleotides. RefSeq names its product cytochrome P450. The record is from RefSeq and is a predicted model, not a curated record. The transcript is spliced from 6 exons. NCBI's taxonomy places the organism in Eukaryota, Fungi, Ascomycota, Eurotiomycetes, Eurotiales, Aspergillaceae. Bases 1 to 1590 code for a protein of 529 amino acids. Gene Ontology annotation, molecular function: oxidoreductase activity, acting on paired donors, with incorporation or reduction of molecular oxygen; iron ion binding; monooxygenase activity.
AUGCUGUUGGAACAAAUUGCCAGCGCCGAUAGCCUGCACGCCCUGACCGGACCGCUCGGUAUCACGGCACUGCUCGUUGGACUGCUAGUGAUCCAAUAUGUGAUCCCAUAUGCGAAAGACCCGAAUGGAUUGAACAAGUUUCCUGGGCCUGUCGUGUCAAGGUUUUCCAACCUUUGGAUGCUGUUUACGGCUAGGAUGCAUGUCAUGAGCGUAUCAGUUCAUAAGCUUCACCAACAACAUGGCGACUUUGUACGGCUAUCGCCCAACCACCUUAGCGUCAACCACCCGGACAGCGUGAGAGACAUCAUGGGCCACGGCAACGGCUUCACCAAGUCCGAGUUCUACUACGCCUUUGACAACAUUGAGCAGGGGAUCUUCACGACCCGCGACCGUGCCAAGCACAGUCGCAAGCGCAAGUUUGUAGCGCACAUGUUCAGCUCCAAGUCCAUGGUCGAGUUUGAGCCCUACACUUCUUCCGCUCUGUUGGUAAUGGGAGCUCAGAUUGACAAGAUGAUCGACACCGGCAAGGCGGGCGACUAUAUUGCUCUGGAUCGCACUGAUCCCAAAAUUGCUGCUCUGAAGCGCAAGGGCGAGAUUGCCUUGGACGCCGUGACUUGGGCGUCCUUCCUGGCCUUUGACAUCAUCGGUGAUCUGGCAUUUGACGAGCCAUUUGGUUUCUGCAAAGCCGGUGCAGAUAAGCUUGGUGGUGUCAUGAAGCUGCGAGACAGGGGUGAAUGGUGCUCGACAGUCGGCCAAGUGCCGUGGAUUAAAACAUGGACCCCUUACUUCUUUUUUGAUCCAUUUUUUAUCCGUGGACGUAAUGCCGCCGCCGGCCUGGCCGAGAUUGGCAUCAACUCUGUCGAAAAGCGCAAGAACAAGCCCAGUGACCCUAGCCGAAGGGACAUCCUCUACUAUCUGCUGUCAGCUAAAGAUCCCGACACGGGGGGCCCUCUUCCCGAUCGCGAGUUGAAGGCUGAAGCGUUGACGCAGCUGAUAGCUGGCAGCGACACCACGGGUAAUUCACUUGCCCAAAUCAUAGACCUUCUCGUUCGCCAUCCAAACAAGAUGGCCAAGCUAAUUGCCGAGCUCGAUGAACAAUACCCGGCCCCCUCCCCCGCUGACUUCGUCUCCCUCUUUGCCGACUGCCAGAACCUCCCAUACCUCCAGGCUUGCAUAUGCGAAGUUCUCCGUCUCCGUACUGUCACUUCCAUGGGUCUGCCGCGUGCCGUCGGUGCCAGCGGAGCCAACGUGUGCGGUCACUUUUUCCCAGAAGGCACCAUCCUCUCAGUGCCUACUUACACUGUUCACCGUGAUCCUCGUCGCUGGGGAGAUAAUGCGUUGGAGUUCGAACCGGAACGCUGGCUUGGCGGUACCCAGGCAGAGCUUGAGAAACACUUCCUCGCUUUCAGCUUUGGACCUCGAGCCUGUAUCGGACGGAAUGUUGCUUUCAUGGAGGUGAAGAAAACGGUAGCGACACUGUUCCGUCGCUUCUCUCUCCGAGCUGUGUAUCCCGAUAGGCAGCCGUGUAUUCGAGAGGGUUUCCACAACAAGUGCGAUGAAUCAUUUGUCUUCAUGAGCCGCAGGGAUUAA